Messenger RNA from Chara braunii, 1483 nucleotides. The record is from the annotation of a GenBank genome assembly. NCBI's taxonomy places the organism in Eukaryota, Viridiplantae, Streptophyta, Charophyceae, Charales, Characeae.
UCAAUGUCCGAUGGGUAUCUGCAACGCCCCCACGACCUUUCAGCGAGCCAUGAAUAUGGCUUUUCAGAAUUUCGUACGGAAGACUCGUUUGGCACAGAGCAUCACCAACUACUGCGUGAUUGUGUACAUGGAUGACAUCCUAGUGUAUUCGAGUUCCUACGAGGGACACGUGCAGCACAUCGAAUGGGCGCUGCAUGCAUUGCGAGAUACUGGCUUCAAGGUGACACUUGAGAAGUGCCAGUUUUUCCUUACCACCAUUUCCUUCUUAGGACUCCAACUGGAGCCGCAGAAGGUGACAGCAGUCAGCGAUGCGCCGGUGCCUACGACUAUCAUGCAAGUUCGCACCUUUUUGGGCCUGGCCUUGUACUACCGAAGAUUUAUCAAGGGCUUCGCAGCGAUUGCGGGACCCCUCACAAAUCUGUUGCGCAAAGAUCAGCUGUUGAUCUGGACGCCGGAGUGUGAUCAAGCGUUUUCGAAACUCAAGGCCGCUCUCAUUUCGGCUCCUAUCCUUAUAAGGCCGGAUCCAGAAAAGCCUUUUGUUCUCAUUACUGACUGGCAGGCAGAGGGAAUUUCGGCGAUCCUUGCCCAGGUGGGACCAAGUGGACUCAAGAGCGUGGUGGAGUUUGUGUCCAAAUCGGCGCCCGCCUGCAAGAGCAACUACGUCGCUCCAACGGGAGAAUGCUACGCGGCUCUCUGGGGAAUCAGUCACUUCCGUGCUUACCUAUACGGGCGGAAGUUCACCUUGGUAACCGAUCAUGAGCCCCUGUUGGCUCUGAAGAAAUCGAAGGAUUACUCUGGCAUAAUCGAGCGAUGGGCAACGGUGCUACAGAGCAUGGACUUUGACAUUCGUCAUCAGAAGCACGAGAGACACGGGAAUGCGGACGGACUGACACGACUGCACCGGCCUGAGAAAGUUCCGAGGAUUGAGGAGGUGAUUCCGUGGAACGAACCCGAACAAGAGGUUGGACCUCGGUACGGCCAAGUGGAGAUCUUGUCGAAGCAGGACGAAGAUACGCUACCAUCACGGCAGGAGUAUCUGAAGCCUUACGACAUCAUCCCUCACACCUUCUAUCCGAAGGCGGAGGAAGUGGCGAUCGACGACGAAGAAGAAGAAGACGACGAGGAAACGUCGGAGGAAGGAAGCUAUAGCGAGUAUAGCGAGGGCGAGUUGAGUGAAGAAGAAGAAGAAGAGGAGGAAGAAGAAACCGGAUCUGAGUGGGAAGCCUUGCCGGAGGAAGCGCCUCGUACUGGCACGGAGGCGGAAGAUCCUGAGGCCGCACGCAAGCGGGAAGAAAUUGCCACCGGGAAGCGCCAACUAGAGUUAGCCAGCGGAGCAAGCCUGCGCAUCGGUGAUGAUCCGACCAGGGAUCCGGAGCCGCCGAAGCCCGAAGAUGGCGACUCAGCAGCCGCCACCCCAAGCGCCGCGUGACGGAGACGGAGCCGAUCCCCCUCCUCCUCCAGCCCCACCCGUCCCCCAGUUCGC